UCGGGUCUCGGCAAACUACCCGUGCGGGAGGCGAGGGGCGCAGGGAGCGCCCACUGCGCGUGCGCGCGCCCGAUCGGCAGCCCCUGCACCCCCUCCUCUUGCAGCCGGACUUGGUACGGCCGAGACUUGGUACGGCCGGACGGUUGGCGUCCUCCGCUGCUCCAGACAGGGGCGGGCUUUUCAAAUCUUAUCUUUGGAGGAGUGGUGGCGGUCUCAGCUGAAAGCGCUGGAGAUGGAGGGGCAGACGCUGAGGGGUCCCGAUCUCUGCCUGACCGGGCUUCCUGCACAGCAGGAUUGCAGCAUUCGAGAAAAAAUAGAUUUAGAAAUUCGAAUGCAACAAGGAAUAUGGAAACUCCUUUCUCUGAGCACUCAGAAAGACCAGAUUUUACAUGCAGUAAAGAAUCUCAUGGUGUGCAAUGCUCGAAUAAUGGCUUACACAUUGGAACUACAGAAACUAGAAGAACAGAUUGCAAAUCAAACUGGAAGAUGUGAUGUGAAUUUUGAACGUAAAGAACGAACAGCAUGUAAAGGAAAAAUUGCCAUAUCAGAUAUUCGAAUACCACUAAUGUGGAAAGACUCUGAUCACUUCAGCAAUAAAGAACAAUCACAGCGCUAUGCCAUUUUUUGUUUAUUCAAAAUGGGAGCUGAAGUUUUUGAUACUGACAUGGUGAUUGUGGAUAAAACAAUCACAGAUAUAUGUUUUGAAAAUGUAACCAUAUUUAAUGAAGCAAAGCCAGACUUUCAGAUAAAGGUGGAACUAUAUAGUUGCUGUACAGAGGAAUCUUCUAUAACCAACACACCAAAAAAAUUAGCUAAGAAACUGAAGACAUCUAUAAGUAAAGCUACAGGAAAGAAAAUAAAUUCAGUGCUUCAAGAAGAUCAUGAAACGUGCUUGUCCUUCAGUUCUGCUAUUUUUGGUGCAAAGUAUAAUUUGCUAGCUCAUACUACCUUGACCUUGGAAAAUGCUGAGGACAGUUUCAAGACACAUAAUCUGUCUAUUAAUGGAAAUGAGGAGUCUUCAUUUUGGCUUCCCUUAUAUGGCAACAUGUGCUGCCGAUUAGUCGCCCAGCCAGCUUGUAUGGCUGAAGAUGCAUUUGCAGGAUUUCUUAAUCAGCAGCAAAUGGUAGAAGGUCUGAUUAGUUGGAGAAGGUUGUAUUGUGUUCUAAGAGGGGGUAAACUCUACUGUUUUUAUACUCCAGAAGAAAUUGAAGCUAAAGUGGAACCAGCUUUGGUAGUGUCCAUUAACAAGGAAACCAGAAUUCGGGCAAUGGAUAAGAAUGCCAAGACAAGAAUCCAUAAUUUCUCUGUCAUCAACCCUGUUGCUGGACAGGCUAUAACUCAUAUUUUUGCAGCUGACAAUAGAGAAGAUCUUCAGAAGUGGAUGGAAGCCUUCUGGCAGCAUUUCUUUGAUCUUAGCCAAUGGAAGCAUUGUUGUGAAGAACUUAUGAAAAUUGAGAUUAUGUCACCACGGAAACCACCUUUGUUCUUGACAAAAGAGGCGACUUCAGUCUACCAUGAUAUGAGCAUUGAUUCACCUAUAAAACUUGAAAGUUUAACUGAUAUAAUACAAAAAAAAGUUGAAGAGACUAAUGGACAGUUCCUUAUCGGUCAGCAUGAAGAAGCCUCACCUCCCCCUUGGGCAACACUCUUUGAUGGUAAUCAUCCAGUGGUCAUCCAGAAAAAGGUAUUAUCUUCUGCAAACAAGCAGUUACCCGAUGGGAAAAGGAAAAAGAGACGAGCUCCCCUUCCUCCUUCUGAUAAAGCCCCAUUCAGCUUAAAAACACAGAGCAAUACAGAUCCAUUGGUUACAGACAACUUGGAAAAAGCAGGAAGUGUAUCUCAAACUUCGUCAUUAAAUACCAAAUUAUCAACCCUCAUGCAUCAUUUACAGAAACCAACGGCUGCUCCUCGAAAACUUCUUCCUGCCAGGAAAAAUAGUUUAACUGAUGGUGAACAUAUAGACACUAAAACCAAUUUUGAAGCCAAGCCAGUGCCAACACCAAGGCAGAAAUCUAUCAAAGAUAUUUUGGACCCUAGAUCAUGGUUACAGGCACAAGUAUAGAAAACCCUUAAUGUAUAAAACAUUUAACAUAAUCUGUAACUGUGAGUCUUGAUUCAGAAGCGCUAUAGAUGUGGUAAUAUGAAAUUAUGUACACAAAUAAGAUAGUUAUUUGCAUCAAUAAUUAAUAAGCUAUUAGGUAUUAAAAUGUUUUAUAGUGAAGAAACGAAUUUCUCUUUUGCUUUUGAUUUUCAGAAUGUAAGUGAUUUUCCUAGCAGAGUGUAAGAGGUAGUUUCUAGACAAUAUCCUAAUUGUUGGAAGGGUUAAUUUAUUCCUAAAUUAGUACCAGGCAGUGAACAAGCACUACUCAGAAGAAAGCAUUAAAACUUCUUUGGAGAGAGACUGUCUAGUAAUUUAAAAUGUGUUAAAUAUGAGCCAUAUUCUCAUUGUGAGAAUUUUAAUUCUAAUGGAAUGUUUCAAAAGUUUUAUUCAAACCACAAAUUAUGAAAUCCACCCAAGAAACUUUCUUCUUAGCAUUCUGGAAUUCUCAUCUAAUGGUUCACUGGCUCUCAUCUAUUGUUUGACUCAUUAACUCACUGACCUUUUAAAUUCCUGGGAUAAAUUUUGGAUUAUUAAAUUCUUAAUUUUUAAAGGGAAUUUGUAAUGUGCUAUUCAAAGUUGUUUCCUUGAUGAGCCCUGAAAUCCUGUAGAUAUUAACUCUCAAAAGUAAAGCAUAACAUUUAUUAAAAAAAAAGAUAGAUAAAAUGUUCUUCACUUCCAUUUUUCUACGCGUAGUGCUAAUUUCCAUUGUGACACUGGAAUUUGGGUAAAUGAGUAGCUGAUUAACACCUUAAAAUUCAUUUAAUACUUAUUUAAAAAGCAGGUGGCCAAUUCAAAAAUAUCAAAAGUAGGCCAUGAUAAUAAAUUUCAGAAUUAAUCCUUUUUAAAAUUUUUAAUUAGAUUUCCUUUUUCUGGUAAGGGUUGAUGUCUGCUAUUGAUAUUAUUCAUUAUAAGUCAUAUUCUUACAAUAAUGACAUCGGAAUCAUUUCCAUAGGAGGUAAUUUCCAUAGCAACUAACCAUAGUGACCCAAACAGAAUUACAAAAUCAAGGCAGGAAUAAAUAGCAAGAGAUUGAAUACCUUAAAGGAACAAAUCCAUUUGUUAUAAUAAUGCUUCUUGUAAACAAGAGCUGAACAGUUUUUAAAAUCUAAUCAGAAUUUCCCAAUAAAACAGUUUCCAUAAUGUGUCAGCAACUGCACUAAAAAUCUCAAAUCACAGUGAACCCUAAAUGUCAUUGCAAGAAAUAAAAAAUUACUGCCCUGCGUAUACUCUCUAGAGAUCUUUUCAAAGCCCGUAAGAAUUCUUUUUGGAUCAGAACUAGAUUAUUACAAAAUAAAAUGGACACUGGACAAAAAAAUAACAUUAAUUUAAAUGGAGCCUUUCUUUAAUUUCACAUAGCAGAGUCUUUUUUCAUUUAUAUAGAAUGAUGUAACUGCCAGUUACUUUUGUGUUUGCCCAGGACUCCAGUAAGAAUUGGGGCUCGAGGGAGCAAUGAUACGAAAGGUCUCUUGUGAGUGGCAACAUCAGGAUAGACACUGUUUGUUGAGAAGGAAACCUAUAUGAUUGCCUGAUAGAAUUUAGAGACAACACAUAUAUGAAAAGCUAAAAAGGUAGGGUUAAUUUUUUUCUAACUAGAAGUCUCUUGUAAAUCUCUGUAGUGAUUGCCAGUUCAGUAAAUGAGGUAUUAAAAAGCAAAAGGGUAUUGUUGUUUGAAUUUUUAUUUUUUUAAACCUCACUGCUGUUUUUGACAGCAUUUGUGACUGUCAUUGCCACUAAAUUAUUGAGCUAGAAGAUGCUGUAGGCAAAAUUGUUUCCGAAAGUGGCAUCUAAGCAUUCUUUAUUUUUUUUUUAGUUGAAGCCUUCCUUAUAACAAACCAACGUUAAAACUUCCAAAUUAUAUUCUUGUCAUUUCUUCUUAUGCAUAUUAUAUCAAGAAGAAUUUAAGUUGUACAGGAAAGAGAAUUUAUUCAUAGAGAAAUUACCUAGCAGUUGUGCCCUCAGUGAGGUACUUUGAAACAAGGCUGAAGCCCUUUCUAGAACCAUUUAGGUGAAGCCUGGCCAAGGACCACCUCCCCAAUCAAAAUUAUUCAGGCUCUCUCUAGGGGCCAAUCUUACUGUGUGUUGCAAAGCUUUUGAAAUUGGGCUGAAGUUUUCAACGGCACUUUCUUUGACAUUGUGCUCGUUAAAUGUUAGCUCAGUUUCCCCAAAAGGUAUACAAAGUGGAGGCUUCUCCCUCCUUCCUUUUCUCCCUCCCUCCUUCCCUU
Molecule: messenger RNA, 4323 nt
Organism: Rhinolophus ferrumequinum (greater horseshoe bat)
Lineage: Eukaryota; Metazoa; Chordata; Mammalia; Chiroptera; Rhinolophidae
Gene: RTKN2
Product: rhotekin 2
Exons: 12
Coding region: 233-2062 (609 amino acids)
Biological process (GO): signal transduction; positive regulation of cell population proliferation; hemopoiesis
Source: RefSeq, a predicted model, not a curated record